Messenger RNA from Mytilus trossulus (common blue mussel), 2053 nucleotides. RefSeq names its product kinesin-related protein 12-like. The record is from RefSeq and is a predicted model, not a curated record. The coding region runs from base 202 to 2049 and encodes 615 amino acids. The transcript is spliced from 2 exons. Lineage: Eukaryota; Metazoa; Mollusca; Bivalvia; Mytilida; Mytilidae.
GUUAAAGAUUAUUAAAUGUUGUCAAGUUUGUGUUUCACAGUUAUCUUCAUUAUUAACUCUAUGAAUACGUUUAUUAUUCAAAAUAGAAAUUGAUCUUUCUGUUAUCGAUUUCAAGAUUCUUAAGUUAUCUUCUAAUUAAUAUGUGAUUUAUAAUAUGUCGAGAUUUAUAUCGGGAAAAUUAAUUUGAAUAAGAUAAAAAGCAUGAGCAAAAUGUCACCAAAUGAAUCAAUAAUCCACAACUUAGACUUGGGUCAUUCUAAAACCGGUAAUUCUAAAACCGAAGAAGAUGAUGACGACCAAUUAAUAAUUAUUAUCGGAGAUAAAAAGAAAUCGAAAAAUGUGACUGAAAGAAAACAUCGAAAAAAGAAAAAGGUCAAGGACAUGUGGGAGAAUGAAGAUUUCAUACAAAUAAAAGGAAUACAAAAGGCACAGGAAGUCGUAAAUAAAAAUUUACGACAAUUACAACUGGAUAAAAUGAGGAUAAGCCGUAAAGAAGCGUCGGAGAAUAUUCGACGACGUCGGGAGAUGACUCAGCAAAAACAAGUUUUAAGAGAAGUUCUUCAAAAAAUGAAAGGUAGGGGAGACUUAUUUAAUUACGAGCGAAAUUUAAAUGAAGAAAUCAGUUGUGACUCUGACAAAGAAAAUAAAUUAAUAAAUAACAAAAACACAACUAGCACGCAAUCGAAAGAAAAUAAUAAUGUUAGUUAUUUGGACAAAAGAUUUAUUCAUAACGACAACAAUAAGGGUAACAAUAAGACAAAUAUUUUACCGCCAUUGGUCAGGACGACAGGAAAACCUAAUUUGUCGAUGGCUUCAGAAAGGAAAAGUCCAGUUUCAACGUCGUCUGCAGAUGACAUCAUUCCAUCAGAUACUAAACAGAAGAAUACCGGUUACGGUGCAUAUAAACGUUCAAUAGUUGUAACGAUACCGGAUGUGAAUACCGACGCUAGUUUGUACACUCAGAGAUCUGCAAGACGUUUUACCAAGAGUGCGAGCUCAGACAGGCGCAGUGUAAAAUCAGAUAGUGCAACUCAGUGUGAUAAGGAAGAGGAGAUAACUCUUAAUAGAACAAAUCAUCCAUCAUCUGCACGUUCAAGGUUAACGGAUUUACCUCCCAUAAAAUUCACUUUACAAGGACUUAACGGACCUCCGGUAUCGUACUACGUGGAAAAGGGAAAUAUGGUCAGCUAUCGACCUAACUAUGGUGUUCCAACAUCAAAAUUACCCGAAGAGAAAACGACUAACCCAACCAUGGUUGUCUCUCCUCGGAACUCCUCGGUCAGUAUUCCACUUGUCCGAAAAGAAGCUUGUCGACCAAAGGAUAACUUAUCAAUCGUUGGAAAAAAUCCACAAAUACCUCUAUCACAGCAUUUCUUCGAUACGGAAGCACACCCAGCAUUUGUAGGGAGGGUCUCGAGUUACGAUAUUAGGUCAAGCGUUUCUCCUGAUUCGUCGGGUGGAAGUUCGAGAACCUCUCCAAGGCACAGCAUGAGAGGAUCAAAAUUGCUUCGAAAAAACCCAAAAGAAACAGGUGUGAAAAAAGAACUUCAGUACACUACUGCAACUGGAUUUGUUAUAAGUGAAUUUUCAAUGCAAGAUCGUGUUCCAAAGAAACCGAGUGUUAAAGUAGAAAAACAGUCAGUCCACGAAUUUCCCGUCCAUGUCCGUGAACGCUAUAUCAAAAAGAAACUGUUGAUUGCCCAAAGUGACAGACAAGAUGCGGUUUCUUGGAAAGUACGAAAAUAUAUAACAGACCCGGGAUCGUUUUCUAGUUCCAUGUCUAAAGAUUUUUCAUCCCCAGCAGCUUUGCCCACUGAAAGUUACAGAUCCUCAGUGGACAAUGCAAACUCUGUACCUCAAAAUAAGAGAGACAUUUCAGACUUAUUGUUACGUUUGUUAUUGAAACAGAAUCCUCGCAACCAUGUACAAAGGGAGAGAACUGUACCGUCCGACGACAAAAUUUUAUCAUCGUUUAAUUCAACGAAAUCGAAACACGAACGAAGCCAUGACAGAGUAACCGAAAAGAUAAAAGAAAACAAACUAAGCUAGUUGA